AGUAUCCGCCGCGCUAGCAAGGCGUACUAAGCGAAUUUACUUGUAAACAGCGUGUGUAUAUUGUAAUACGCUGAUAAUAUACAGCAUUGCCAAAAUAUUAUCCAUAUAUCAUUGCCACACUAUCCCUUACAUAAUUUAAUCAUUGACACGUCAUUAAAGUAUAUAUAUAUUUGCUUAUUUUCUUUAUUUUUCUGUUUUUAUCGUAUUAUUUACUGUGAAAACGCCGGUGUGCAAAAUUAUGUGAAAACUUCGCGUGUAUAGUUCUGUUCAGUGACGUUUAUAGACUAACAGACAGCCCGUGUACGCUGUGUCUUCGACUAAAAGAUAAACUGUACAAUUUGAUCGGGAGCCGUUGACUUGUGGAAACAAAGGCUUAGUUAGUUAUAAAGGUGAACGUACGUGCAUACAGCCGAGAAACGAGAUAUCUUUAUCGCGAUCGUAUGGUGAACUGAUGCUCGCUUAUGAUAAGCGUUAAGACGAGAUACGAGCCCGGAGCGGAUGCGGCCGCCAACCAUGAAUUAGAUAUCGCUCACAACGAUAUCAGACGGAUGCUGGUUUCCUGAAGAUGGCCUCACGCACCCCGUCCCUUGAGUCGCUGCCUGGUGCCAACUCUAUAGGUUCCUUGGAGCGUGGCUCCUUAUCGCCCCUGACUUUGAGCGGAUCCUCGCCCCCUGCGAGCGAUUCCGCCGUAUGUGAUCUUCGUGAGUUCGACGGCCUCGACACCACCUGCGCUAUCUGCCGAGAGACAUUCGUCGACCCCAAAGUACUCAAUUGCUUCCACACUUUUUGCCGCGGGUGCCUAGAGCGGGAACAAACUCAUCCCGAGAAAGUCACUUGCGUCACGUGUCGUGUAGACAGCCAGCUGCCACCAGCGGGUGUGCCUGGCCUGUUAACGAACCUUGUAAUCGCCGCCGCAGUCGAGCAGGACGCUGAUCUUUUGCCAACUGCACGUCAGACAGCCUCGCCCUCAGCUCGCUGCACCGGCUGCAAAUCAAAAGAAUCUGACGCUGUUGCGCGCUGCGUAGAUUGUGCCAACUUCCUUUGUCCUAAUUGCGUCAUGGCACACCAAUUCAUGCAUUGUUUCGAAGGCCAUAGGGUUCUUGCCUUCACAGACCUGAAAGACGACAAAGGCAUGCUAGGCUCACUCACCCCAAGCGGGGACAAGACUGCUUUUUGCCCAAGACAUAAAAAUGAUAUACUGAAGUAUUUCUGCCGUACUUGCUCAGUGCCAGUGUGCAAAGAAUGUACCAUUAUCGAACAUCCAGCAACUUUACAUGACUGCGAGCAUCUCUCAGACGCUGGACCUAAACAGCUAGAACUUAUGCAGCAAGCAGUCAACGAAGCUAAAUCUCGUGCUACCGAAAUAAGGCACGUUGUAAAAACGGUAGAACACGCAGCGGGAAAAUUACAAGUCCAAUAUCACAAAGCUCAAAAUGAAAUCAAUGACACGUUUCAAUUCUAUCGCUCUAUGCUAGAAGAGCGGAAGCAGGAGUUGCUUAAAGAACUCGAAAGUGUUUUCUCAACUAAACAAAUUGCUUUGACUGUUGUCGGACAAAAAGCUCAAGAAACUGUUGAGAAAAUUUAUCAAACCUGCGAUUUCGUGGAGCGAUUGACAAAGUGUGCAAACAUCGCUGAAAUUCUAAUGUUUAGAAAACUGUUAGAUACUAAAUUGCAAUCUUUAAUGAGCACUAAUCCAGAACAGAGCGUGCAGACUGCUUGCGAACUAGAAUUUGUAUCUAAUUAUCAAGCGAUACAAGUCGGUGUAAGGAACACCUUUGGGUACGUUCGUUCAAGCUCGGAAGCUAAUGUUGGUCCCACUAAACAACCUCCUAUCGCGCGUCCAACAAAUGGAUCCCUGUUGAACGGAGGUUCUUCAUCAAGCAGCAGCAGUGUAAAUGGAAGUUCCGGUAGCCUCAAUGGAGGAAUUCAUUUACCUACAGGAUUAAAUGGCGUCCUAGAUCGCCCUUACACCAACGGACUACUCGGACCGACAAGUCAGUCAACUUCACCGUUUGAUUCAAACAUUAUUUCAAAAAGAUUUAACAGUCCUAACACUUUGGGGCCGUUCUCUACUGCCAUCGGAGAAAUUAAUUUGAACGGAAUAAAUCCAUAUGAAAAAUGGUCUAACGGCGGUUGCGACACAUUGUUUCCUCCAACCACUACUGAUCCUUACUCAUUAACAGCGGCUGCGCACAAUGACCCUAUUCUUGAUUUAACUAAUAAGUUGAUAUCCACUGCCAUUUUUCCACCAAAGUCUCAAAUUAAACGACAAAAAAUGAUUUAUCACUGUAAAUUCGGCGAGUUUGGUGUAAUGGAGGGUCAAUUUACCGAACCCAGUGGUGUUGCAGUUAACGCUCAAAACGACAUAAUCGUUGCUGAUACAAAUAACCACAGAAUUCAAAUAUUUGACAAGGAAGGAAGGUUUAAAUUCCAAUUCGGUGAAUGCGGUAAGCGUGAUGGACAACUUCUGUAUCCAAAUAGAGUGGCAGUAGUGAGAACUUCAGGUGACAUAAUUGUAACUGAAAGAUCACCAACACACCAAAUACAGAUUUACAACCAGUAUGGUCAAUUCGUUAGGAAAUUUGGAGCCAAUAUUCUUCAACAUCCUCGCGGCGUAACAGUUGACAACAAAGGAAGGAUUGUUGUCGUAGAGUGCAAAGUGAUGCGCGUCAUCAUCUUCGACCAAGUUGGCAACGUGUUACAAAAGUUUGGUUGUUCAAAACAUCUAGAAUUCCCCAACGGUGUUGUAGUCAACGACAAACAGGAAAUAUUUAUUAGUGACAACCGCGCGCAUUGCGUCAAGGUCUUUAAUUACGAAGGUAUUUAUCUGCGUCAAAUCGGUGGCGAGGGAGUGACAAAUUACCCUAUCGGCGUUGGCAUCAACGCGUCUGGAGAAAUACUGAUUGCUGAUAACCAUAACAACUUCAAUUUGACGAUAUUCACCCAGGAUGGUCAGCUGGUGUCCGCCUUAGAAAGCAAAGUUAAACAUGCCCAGUGCUUCGACGUCGCUUUAAUGGACGACGGAUCAGUCGUGCUCGCCAGCAAAGAUUACCGGCUUUACAUCUACCGCUACGUGCAAGUUCCGCCUAUAGGUAUGUGAGCCUCAAGACAAGACAAUCGAAGAAAAGAAUGACCGACGACCUCUAAGCCAAAAACCCACACACUGAGAUGUAAAUAGUUUACAGGAUGUUUACAGUUCUUGGACAUUUGUGUCAAUUUUUUUAAACGAAAGUGACGAUCAAGGACAAAUGGUACACUGAAGGAUUAUAAGUGCGAAUGAUUGUGGCUGUCUCGAUGUGAUCCUUGUAAUACGGGAGUUCUCAAGUUUUGGCAUGAGAUCAUCGGAUCCAUUUUCUAACGAUAAAGAAACUGUAUUGAGAUUAGUUGUAGUAUUGACUUUGUUAUAAUAUGAGUACCUAUUUGAAGAAUAGAGAUUAUUCCGUUGGUUCGAUCCAGUAAAACGAAAGGUUCUCGACCCUUAUCAUUUUUUGAUCUAUUGAAUAAUAUUUUUUCAUAUCCCGCAUCGUUAAAUUAGGGAUGAAUAUUAAGGGCGUCUGUAUUAUUUAGCCCAUUUGUUGGACCAAUAUUUUAACUAUUAUUACUUAAAAAUUGUUAGGCGUUAAGCGUGUGAUUUUAUUGUAAUAAGAGAGCAUCGAGCGGUAUUGUUGUUAGUUUAAGUAUAUUCUUCGGCACAACGGCACUUCCUGUUUUUAAUUAGCACUUAUUCUGUGUCGAUGGAAACAUAAUUAUGAAACUAAGUAAGAAGUUGUUACAUUAUUAUUAGGUAAGUGUUAAAUUGAUUGAGCUGAUAUGGACAAUCUUUAGUUACUACCCCUUAUAACGUAGUUACAAAAUUUAGGGAAAUGUGAUGUUAGGGGUUUUAUCAAUGACACAGUUGACUGCGGCGAUCUCUUCACAGCGCGUGUUGCACGUGCGACGGUAGGUCCUUCAGGAAAUUACGCAUUCUUAAAAACCUACCGUUCACUCGUGAAUAUAUAGAAAUACAUUCUGUAUUACGAAAUGGCAAAUAUUCCAAAAUGUUUUAUAAAGACCUCAGUCAGUUUCAAUGUUUUUUUUUAUUUUCCGCCGGUCUUUUGACUUAUUGUAAUAACCUUGAGUAUUAUAAAGCAUUUUAGACUUAACAGAUAGCGACGGUUGUAGUUCUUAUCCUUAAUCGAUAUUAUUAAGACGUGUUUCCCAAUCUUGACCGAUGACGUCAUUACCGCCUAGUCACUGAGAGCCCACGGACCCAUAAUUCCUCAAUUUCGUUGUUUUAAUAUUAACAAUUUAGUAACUCUUGGUUGAUAAUAAUAUUGUUCGUUUUUAUACAAAUUUAAGUAGGUAUUUGAAUAUUUUUGUAGGAAUUGGACACGGUAGUAACUAGUAGAGCACUUAGUAAAUUGUCGUCUCGCUAGACAUUUUUUUUUUUUUUAAUUUUAUUGCUGAUAUUUUUUGAGAUUUUAAGAAGUUGAAGCACCACGCGUUUUUAAUAUUUUGCGUUUUUUUUUUUUCUACUUACUGGAGUAUUAUAGUUUGCUCGGUAUACAAAAUAAUUAUACAAUUUGUUAUUCUGGUAAGAUAUUUUUAUAUGGAAACAACUUAUUUUUGUAGCAGUAGUAUUAUACGGUGCAUGUGUAACGUUUAUUUUUCUGUAAUAUUAUGCUAUUAUUAUUAUUAUUAUUUUUUAUUACAUUACCGUGUGUUUGAGUGUGUUAGCUGAAUUAUUUUAGUUUGAUUUCAUUAGCUUCGAUUUCUCUUAGUGAAUAAUUGUUUUUAGUAUAUUUUUUUUUUCUCGCUGAAUCUAUGACAAUGAAGAGAUCUGAAACACCCGCUGCUCCGAUAUCGGAGAUCGAUUCUUAAUGAACGAUCUGCAUAUGUUUUUCAUUUAGUUCGAUAUAUUAUUUUGGUGAUAUUCCUGUGUUAUGUAAUAAUUUAUAUCAUAUAUAUAUCUACAUAUUGAAGCCACGUCAGCUAUGGUCGCAUCUGGACCCGCCCUAUGCAAUACCUGCAGAACACGUGCCAUACAACCAUGUUGUGAUUUAAUAAGUGAUAUUUAGUAUUGUUUUUUUUUUUUGUAAAUAUGUACAAUAAUCAUCUGAUUUUAUUAAAUAAGUUAAACCAACCGAUAUUCCUCAAUGAUUUCACCGUAUCUACGCGUUAGUGCAAGACCGUUAUCUCGAUGAAUUCCAUGUAUUCGUAUGACCUAUGAAUUUAUUGUUGUUUUGUUUACAAUUAAUGCCAACACUUAUUUAUUUAUUUUAUUAUUAUUAUUAUUAUUUUGUUAUUAAUAUCUUGCGCUAACCGUAGAACGUUUAAGGUCGAUUCUUGAUGAUUUUUAUAUAAUUGUUGCAUUUCGCGACGCCGGCGUGUUCAGGAUGCUUUCCAUGUGACGUGUCUUCGAUCAGGUAUUAAGAAACGUUAACCAUUAGAUUAGGUGAAGUAGAAUUCGUCCAAUGUCUAGGGUUCAAAAUUCAGUGAUGUUCCACCAAUGAUUCUUAAGUAUAGAUUGCCCUGUUCCUAGUAAAUUAUUUUCUUUCAUAAGAUUGAAUUUUAUGUUUUAUUUCACUUAAUCUAUUGUGAUAAUAAAAUUAUUAAAAUAAGUCAAAUAUCGUAAUUGACCAUCGCAUCGACUUUACCGAGGAUUUUUCCGGUUGAUGAACCUCUUUAUAUUAAUCAACGACGCGUUCGCUGUACUGUUUUUGAAUAUUCUAAGGUUCAUUGCCCUUUAAAUCCGAAGCUGUGGCAGAAUCAACGCAGCUUUCAUAACUACCCUCAAAUAAAUCAUUCGUUAAGUGACAGAUCUUGUGUUGUGAUUUCAACGAAUGAAUAAUCUGGCUUAUACGCUUUAAAUCUAAAUCUUUCUCAAUAAAAACAUACAUCUUAUUAUAUUUAUAUUAAGUACCUUUAAUGUAGUGUAUUGAAAUCUUAUGUAAGGAUAUGCAAAUUAUGACAAUUGCUCCUUUCGCAUUUCAUUUGUAUCAAUAUAAUUCCAUUUAUUUUUUUAUUAUGAUUUAUUAUGACAGUAAUGAUUUUUUUUAUUAACUUUGGAAGCUAAUUUAGGUUACUGUUUAAUUUUUUUUUUUUUUUAAAUAAUUUUCAUUCACAAUUACUUAACUUUUAUUUGCAUAAUAAUAUAAGGAUAUAUAUAUUUUUUUUGUAUUAAAAAAAUAAACAAUUCAUUCUUAAAAUUGCAUUUCUAAAGCUUGAGGACUGAUUAAAAUUGAAAUAUGUUUUGUCUUUAAAUAUAUUUUGUCGAUGUUUGUUGUUAUAAUUAUUAUAUUAUUAUUUUUUUUAAUUAUUUGUAUAAACAUUUGUUCUUUAAAUUAAUGUACGUCGUUUUGUUUUGAAUUAUUUUUGUUGUAUAAUUGCUUUUUUUAUAAUAAUACCAGUUCAUUGCAGUUUUACUGUGUGUUUUAUUUUAUUUAUUUUUAUUUGCCCGAGUAGAGUAGUGUUUGGUCUCGGUUUCGACUACCUUACUUACUUACCAUUGGUAAAUUAGUUGAUACUGAAAGUCAUAACGUUUGUGCUGAUCAAUCGAUUCCACAUUCGUCACAAUCAGUCUGUGCCUUAUUGAAAAUUAUUUGUUUUUUCAAUAUAUUUCUUACUGCCAAAUCAUUUCCCGGCCAUUUAAUAACUUCUGUCUGAGGUUGUCGGCACAAACGUUUGCUAUUGGUGGUAGGCCCUAGAAGAGUGUGUGUGUUAUAUAAAUUUGGAUUCGUGUGUGUGUGCAUCUUAUAAGGCUCAUUUUAAACAGUUGGUGUUGGGGAACAAACGUUGACAUGACAUUUGUAAGUAUUGCUUUAGAUUUAAUCGUAACGCGUCGUAGAAGUACACCCCAUUUGUUUUUGCCCCUUAAGUAUUUUACAGCACAUUACAUUAGAAUUGUUCCAUUUAUAGAAUUUCAAUACCUCUUUAAAGUUAACUAUCGUGUCUCAGUGAAUUAGGCGGUAGUUCUAAUUUUCACGUUUCAACUACCUAUUCUUAUGAAUGUAGGCUAUACCUUACUCUACGUGUUUAAGAUCUCGUAUUCUAAACUAAGUAAAUUUAAUAUCCCAACUAAGCUUUACUUUUCUACAAACGUAGCCAACGAACCGAACUAGAUAUCAACUGAUCCAAUUCUUCAAUUCCCUACAGCGGCACUGCUUUUAAGAUUAAAAAUAAUCGCAAACCAAAAAAACCACUAUUUCCAAGUCAAUUACUCUAGGGAACAUUAUACUAGUUACUAGCACCUAUUAGUGACGUAAGCACGGGUUAGGCUUACGGAAAUUGUUUAUAAUUUUAUACUCAGCAAUUUUCUUAAGGAUAAAAUUAAGACUUCACUACACGGAUCGGUUAAUUUAUUUUGAUAGUCAUCUUAUAUUUGAACUAAUCUUACUAUAAUAUGCGAUUGCACCGACAUCGUACUUACACCGGCCCCUUUCUCGACUUUCUGCUACUUUUUCUUGAAGUUCUGCGUCAUAAAUAUGGAUUGCAUCCGCCUUGUCUGAGGUUUAACUUAAAUUACCAUUAUCAAAGGGAGGCCUAAUUAUGAAUCUCUUUAUGUAAGGAAGCAGGGAAAAACGCCAAUAAAGUAUUAAGAAGGCCCUGUGCUCUCAGUUGAUCAUUGAUGAAAUUUCAAGCCUUUGCGUAGCCCCGUCAUAGUUCUGUUUAGUUUAGCGAUAUCAUGAAACCAUAAUCCUCAGGAAGUGUGUAAAAAUGUAAAUACAUCUAGAUUAACUUCGUUAGUAGUCGUACUUAGGUAUAAAGCGUGCCGGGAUGUGUACAAGAUGGAAAAGAUGGGAUAAAUAACGGUUUGAAGGAUCGUAUUAGCGCGAUAAAGUGUGUAUUUUUAUAAUGAAAAUUAAAAUGAGGGUAGGUUGUAAGAGUUUGUUUCGAAUGGAUUUGCUACAAGGGGGAUUGCAAACGGUUGGAAGAGGCUGGAUUUGUUAAAGCUGAGGGAUAUAAAUACGCAUCCACAAGGACAAGUUUCGUCUAAGGGUUUAAAGUAACCAUAUCGGUAGGUAUAGUUUUAAAAUAUUGUUUUAAAACUACGUCAUAACAGUUAAUAAUUCACCUGUUAAUGUAUUCAUGAUGGUAGAUGUAAUGUAUCGAUGUUAGCUUGUCAUAUGUGGUUGAUGAUUUCUGUCACUAUAUAAGUUAGUAGCGAGUCGUUGAAUUUUUUAGGACCUAACGAGUUGAUGUCUUAUAGAGUUGUAAAUAAUAUUGUGGCUUUCAAGUUCGUUCAACUCAGGUCUAUGUUUGGUACAUACAGUGACGAUACCAUCGGCUGGAGAUAACGAAAUCCCUUUAGCACGAGAGAUAGACAUGACUUAAAAAGUUUUGGUAAUGGAAUAUUCGCUGUAUGUACUGUGACCGUAACGCGAUCUAUUGCUCAGGAAUUGCAUCAUUAUUUUUUUUGGUCAUUGUAUUUCGAUAAUUUACAAUAUUUUCUAUCAUCGCUUCUAAGAAAUUAUAUAAAGCGGCGGUGUUGUAUCAUUGUUGAAUUUCAUUGAUUCGCUAAUUAAUAUAUAAUUUAGUGAAUUAUGCACAGAACGUUGGUGUUUCACUUGAUUUUUGAGAUAUUUUCCUAAAUGUGAUGCCUGCGAUGAUUUUACUGCAUUUAAUGACUGAAAUUGAGUUUUAAAAAUUAAAAUGUAUUAGCGGACGUAGUGUAUGUCGGAGGGAGGAGUCUAGCGGUCGGAGGGACAAAGGAGGGUAUUCCCCGCAACCGUUCGGAUACUCGCACCGAUAGUUCACGUGUUGCCGGCAUUGUGAUUGUUGUAAGUUAAGGUGAACAAAGCACAUAUGAGCACAAACCAUCCAUCCUCAAAGAUUACGCUGAAUGUUUUGAUUAAUUCAAGUUUGAAUUUAUGAUACAUUUUAUUGUAAAAAAAAAUAAUAGUAAUAAAAAUAUUUUACUAUCGCUUAUGUUAGUUGAGAAGUUUUGCAGAUAAUAGUAUUUAUUUUCCCAGUAAUUUUUUAAGCGAAUAUUUGGAUUUCUUAAGGUGUUUUUUAUAUAAUAUUCUACUAAAUUAUUGAUGUAAGGUAUAAAUUUAUUACUUAUCUGUAUGAUUUGUCAUCGCUCCUUCUUGUUCCAUAGCAGUCUGUGGCAUAACGAUGUUUAUAUUUCUAUAAGAUUUGCUCAUUUGUUAUUGAUCUCUUUCGAGCUUACAGGUCUUUGUGUGCAACAGAAGGAGAAGGAACGAUAAAUACUAUCUCGUUCAAUAUUUAUUUGUCGAAGUGUGUUAGGUAAUUUACUAUGUAACUGUAAGGUGUGUGAUUUUAGUUAACUAUAAUGUUUUUAUACGCGGAAAGAUUCCAAAUGAAGCUGUGCAUAGAUGUUGGUAGCAAAUGACAUAUCACAGUAAUGUUUCUAAUUAUAAAAAAAAAAUUGAUAUAUUGAUGGAUUGAUGACAAGUGAGAUUGGUUAGUGAAAUAUGAAACGUUAGGUUGGAUCUGCUGAUGAUAUAGAGGCACUUUCACAUGUUGAAAAUUAAAGUUUUAAUAGCUAAUUGUUUCCAUGUAUUUGACAUAUCAUCCACAUAGUGGUGUCAUUGGUAAACUAAACGAAUAGUCCGAAUGAUUGUUAGGAAAUGAUAAUGGAGGGUCAACGAAUCGAAUGAUAUAGGUACGAUAGGGAAUUUGGAAUCUUUCACAUUGAAGCUAGUCGCCAAAGAUGUCGCUUUUAGAUAACUAAAUGGUAUCAUAAUAUAUGUAUGCACUUAAACUUAAACUUAGUUGUACGAUGCUUAAUUGUCCACACACAAAUCGAUUUUACACAAUUAAUGCCAUCCUGCCAGAAUAUUAAAACACAAUGCUUAUGAUAAACUAAAUUUAUAGUAUAUCCUACUUAGAUUACGAUGUAGUGUGUAUUUUUAGAUAUCGCAUUGUCUAUGUUAGUGUAGUCGGUAAGGACACCUUGAGCUUUGAACAAUCUGUCACGAUAUUUUUUAUGAAUAUACGUUUUAUGAUCUCCCAGCUCUCGACUAGUGUUAACUCUAGUUUAAGACACACGACACUCGUCUAAACACCGAGUUUUCAUUUAAUGUACACAUCGAUCUAUAAUACAUAAGGAGCAUGAAGCACAUAGCUUUACUGUACAUAAGGCCCGUAAUUAGUGUAAUGACAUCAAUUCGAUGUAAACCAGUAAUCUUUACUAUUUGUACUACUGAAACACCAUAAUGCGCCGUGGCCUUAUAUUUGAAGGGAUUUUUUAUUCCUUUUAAAGAAUAUGAAAACUCACAUAAAUUUUGUACAGAAAAACUUAAUUUUCUGUGUCUCACGUUCAUGAAGCAUUUAAUAUUGUAAUGUAAGUGCUAAUAUUGUACUCGUAGCGGCCGUGUAUAGAUUAGGUGUUAAAGUAGUUCUCUGUGUAGGUAUCGCUUUAACUAAGUCUUAAACUAAUGUUAGUCGUUGAUUUCAAUAUUUCGAUUCAUGCAUAUCCCCAACACUUGAUAAUUGUUACCUACAUUAGUUACUUUGAGACUGUUCAAAAUAUACUCUAUCGAGUUUUCUCUAAGGGAAAGGGCUGUUUUAGCAGAUAUUUUUGAUACAUUGAGGAUAAUCGAAGGGAAACGAUCUUGUAUUGUAGAUAAACAUUAAAAAUUGGCAAAGGGCGAUUCGGGAAAUGCUUCAGUGCUAAGGGGCACAUUGCGAAGCACAACGAAGCACCCCGAAGCGGCCCGAAGCACGCGUCGUAUGGACCUGCUUGUCGUCUCUACUUCAUAAGUGUGGAAACAAUUAAUGUUACUGUAACAAAAACAAUGUUGUUCUUUAUAAGAUGCGAUGUCACUGAUGACUUGUUGUUUUUCAUAUAUUCAUAAUAUUUCCUUUAUUUUUUGUACUCUUUAGUGUUAAGAUAAUUAUAAAAAAACUAUUCAAUGUUGACUACUCUAAAACCAAUAAUGUAUGUGUUAAGGAUGGUGUAAUUAGUUUCCCCGAGAGCCUUACUAGCGGAGAAGCCUUUUCCUUAGAAAGUUAUCUUUCCUAUCCCCAGUUUAUUUGUAAGUUUUAAGGACAUUGUGACAACGUGGAAGCUAACGAAAGAGUACGGAUGCAGAUAUUAAGACCAAUGUAAUAUCGUCACUUCUCUUGAGUACUCCGAUAAUCAUCUUUUUUCAUGUUUACAGAUUGAACACAUUUUAUAAAGUUUACCACUGAAACCUCACGCAUGACCGUGUUAGUUCUGGCCUAGCAAAGAAUUAAGGUAAUUUUAAGGGUUCGUCAUUUCUUACUUAGAUUGUAUGACUCAAUUUUAAGACUGAUCACAGAAAAAUAACAAAAAAAAAAGUGAAAAAAAUCCCGUAUCAUUGUUUUAAUUGAUUAUAUUUAUGUCUUUCUUCCCAGCUCGACUUGACGAUGGGGAUUUGGUAGGGUAUUUAUGUAAAACGAUAGGAAAUUUAGUAUUUUGUAAUUCGCUUCGUCAAUUCGAGCUGUUCUGUCGAAGCUCUACUGUCCUGUGUAUGACGAUAUAUCGACGAGGGGCGAGCCGGGGGACACCCGAUACAUUGACGUUGCUGUUAAAAUUGAUGGAAAAAAUACUAUUUGUUGCCAAAGUGUUGUUAGGAGUAAACUCUUAGUUAAUAAAAAAAAAAAUCGGUUGUCACAUGCUAAUAAAUUGUUCUUUGGUGGUUUGAUAUUAAGGAGAGAAGUUGAAAAAUAUUUCCAAUAAUAUAUUUUUUCAUAAACUUGAAUGCUAAUCGAUACUUAAUAUUUAUAUCUGUGUAGGGAUUUAAAUUGAUCGUGUGUAAAUCUUCGUCGCGGUCCGUCUGCUGGCUGAUCGCUGAUGUUUUUGAAUUGUUCGAGUGUUGUUUCAGACGUGUCGCGGCGACGGAUAUAGUUCUUUAGUGUCAUGUUACCUUAGAUUGUAUCUAUGAACCUGGAAUCACCCGUUUUCGCCUUCACACCGAGUCGAACCCACACGUUAGUGACGUUUGUGUUGUUAAAUUCUAAUGUAUUAUUUAUUUAAACUUAAUGCUAGUCAGAGAUGUACGGCUUUAGCUGGGAGCGGCGAGUUGUCUUUAUGAUGUGACCUAACAUCUGUAUAACUUGCCGCUAGUUGUGUAUUUUAUUAUGUAUUAUUUUCUUGAAGCUUUCACGCUUCUGUCUCUAGUCAAGAAGUUUGACAUUAUCAUAGAUUUUCUAAGCAUUCAAAUUGCAUUUCAAAUAUAUUAUUAACGAAACGCUUCGUACUAUUGACUUAGUGACGGAAUGUCGUAUAUACAGUUUACGUUUCAAUACGACAAAGGAAAUGUCUUAAUUUUUUUUUUCAAUUCAUUUUCACAUGCGAAACGAAAGUAUUAAAGGCUGAAUGUUUUUUUCAGUGCUUUUCGAGCUCAGCUUUCUCGUUUUGAAGAACAAUAAAAAACGUAAUUCUUUAAAAACUUUUGUACAACGACAAGCUUUGUUAAUAAUAACGAUUGAAUUAUGUCGUGAUUGUGACCAUUAAUUUAUUUUUUACAUUUUAUAUAUUUCUUUGGAGUGUAAUUAGUUUUAAGUUUGUCUUUUUUUUUUUCCUAAUUUAAUUGUUUACUGUUCGUGUGAGACAGGCUUUAGUGUUUUUUAUAAUUCUAUGACGUUUAAUCAUUAUAAAUAUACCUUAUCUGUGGAAGACGUGUAAUACGUAAUUGGUUAUUUUAACAUAACAUGGAGUUUGAGACGUUAAUUAUUGCAUAUAUAAAGUGAUCACAACAUAAUUAUAUUAUGUCUGUGAACAAUAAUUGGUUCUCGAGCUCUGGUUCCGUACAUUCCAUAUUAUCUGGCUUGUUCUUUUUGUUUCCCGUGGGUAAGACAUGCCGUGGUCUGUCCCGUACCCUGGGGACGGCAUCCUACUGAUUUGUUAUUCAGAUAAUAAUUAAGCUAGCAUCUAAGAAUUGAUAAAUAAUAUCUGAUGAUAAAUUUACUUGUAUGUUGUAUUAAAAUGAUGGACACGAAAUAAAUAAAGUGGUUUGAAAA
Danaus plexippus (monarch butterfly) is the source of this 12933-nucleotide messenger RNA. It is a transcript of the gene brat, whose product is annotated as brain tumor protein. Gene Ontology annotation, molecular function: zinc ion binding; translation repressor activity; mRNA 3'-UTR binding. Lineage: Eukaryota; Metazoa; Arthropoda; Insecta; Lepidoptera; Nymphalidae. The record is from RefSeq and is a predicted model, not a curated record. The coding region runs from base 566 to 3100 and encodes 844 amino acids. Gene Ontology annotation, biological process: negative regulation of translation. The transcript is spliced from 6 exons.